Messenger RNA from Etheostoma cragini (Arkansas darter), 1078 nucleotides. It is a transcript of the gene txnl4b, whose product is annotated as thioredoxin-like 4B. Gene Ontology annotation, cellular component: U4/U6 x U5 tri-snRNP complex; U5 snRNP; spliceosomal complex. Bases 108 to 557 code for a protein of 149 amino acids. The transcript has 3 exons. The record is from RefSeq and is a predicted model, not a curated record. NCBI's taxonomy places the organism in Eukaryota, Metazoa, Chordata, Actinopteri, Perciformes, Percidae. Gene Ontology annotation, biological process: mRNA splicing, via spliceosome.
GUCAAUUUGGUGUAUUUUCCAGGCGGCUUUUUCCUCAGUGUCGUACAGCAAUAAUGACGUAAUUUCCUCCUGUUAGCACAACAAGGGAAAUCAUUUUAGCCCCGAAAAUGAGUUUGUUUUUGCCUAAAUUAACUUGCAAAAAAGACAUAGAUGAGGUUAUCAAAUGCGUAGCAGAGAAAGUCGUAGUUUUGAGGUUUGGGAGAGACGAAGACUCGAUUUGUCUUCACCUCGAUGAGAUUCUGUCAAAAACUGCACACGGCCUAAGCAACAUGGCGUCCAUCUACAUUGUUGAUGUGGAUAAAGCUCCCGUCUACACAAGAUACUUUGACAUCAGUUACAUCCCCUCCACUGUUUUCUUUUUCAACGGACAGCACAUGAAAGUGGAUUAUGGCUCCCCAGAUCACACCAAGUUUGUCGGCAGCUUCAAGACCAAGCAAGAUUUCAUGGAUCUGAUUGAAGUCAUAUACAGAGGAGCCAUGCGCGGCAAGAUGAUUGUCCAGAGUCCCAUAGAUCCUCAAAAUAUUCCCAAAUUUGAGCUCCUCUACCAUGGGAUUUAAAAUCAACUCUUCCACUUUGCGGCCUUAUUUCCUAUUGAUUGGCAUCAACCACGUCUGGUUGAUUGACAAAAAUAGCUUUAAUUUCAAGCAACCAUCUGAAGAAGGUUUGAUAUUAAAGUGUCUUGUGUUCAUUUUCAUAUGGCAAAUGACAAAGUACAUUGGUCUUUAUGCCUUUUCCUCUUGCUAUGUUUAAAGGUUUUGUUCACGUGUCCUGCACACAUUCCAGCCGGUUUCACUAUCAACAUUUCAAUAAACCACACUAACGUGAAGUCACUGUGCGACACAAUGGAAAGAAGACUGCAAGCCAGUAAACAUGGAUGUAAACAAAACAGGUUUCGAACUUUUAAGAAAAAUGAAAGAAAAUGCAUUAAAUAUGUUUGUUAGACCUAAAAAAACACACACAGUUUGUCCUGGCAAUGAACACAGACUGUAAACACAAACCUUUGUUUGUUUACAAGAAAACUCCAACGGGCACUUUUUUUGGAAAUACAUUUACUACCAAUACCAUAACUAUACAAAGA